Staurois parvus is the source of this 332-nucleotide messenger RNA. The record is from the annotation of a GenBank genome assembly. NCBI's taxonomy places the organism in Eukaryota, Metazoa, Chordata, Amphibia, Anura, Ranidae.
AUCUCCGUGAUCGCUGUGUCCUGCGGACACAGCUGAUCACGUGACAUGGUAAAAGGCCAAUCACAGCGGCCUUUUACCACGUGAUCAGCCGCGUCCAAUGACACGCUGAUCACCAGGAAAUGCAAAUGCCGGUUCUCGGCUGCACUUUCCUCACGCUGGUCACUGAUCAUCAGUGCCUUGAUGAUCGCCCACCUGUGCCACACACAAGUUCCCGCCCACUUGUGCCCAGCAAUGCGCCCACCUGUGCCCAGCAAUGCGCCCACCUAUGCCCAGCAGUGCGCCCACCUGUGCCCAGCAAUGCACCCACGUGUGCCCAGUGCCCACCUGUGCCC